AUGGUGAAGGUCAGAGUGAACAGAUUUGGCCGUAUCAGAUGCCUGGUUACCAGGGCUGCCUUCAUUUCUGGCAAAGUGGACAUCAUUGCCAUCAAUGACCCCUACAUUGACCUCAACUACAUGGUCUACAUGUUCCAGUAUGACUAUACCCAUGGCAAAUUCAAAGGCACAGUCAAGGCUGAGAAUGGGAAACUUGUCAUUAAUGGGAAGGCCAUCACCAUCUUCCAGGAGCAAGAUCCCGCCAACAUCAAAUGGGGUGAUACUGGUGCCGAGUAUGUUGUGGAGUCCAUUGGUGUCUUCACCACAAUGGAGAAGGCUGAGGCGGCCCACUUUAAGGAUGGAGCCAAGAGGGUCAUCAUUUCUGCCCCUUCUGCUAAUGCUAUGUUUGUGAUGGGUGUGAACCAUGACAAAUAUGACAACUCCGUUAAGAUUGUCAGCAAUACGUCCUGCACCACCAACUGCUUAGCCCCCCUGGCCAAGGUCAUGCAUGACAACUUUGGCAUUGUGGAAGGACUCAUGACCACAGUCCAUGUUAUCCCUGCCACCCAGAAGACUGUGGAUGUUCCCCCAGGGAAGCUGUGGCAUGAUGGCCGUGGGGCUGCCCAGAACAUCAUCCCUGCAUCCACUGGUGCUGUCAAGGCUGUGGGCAAGGUCAUCCCAGAGCUGAACCGGAAGCUCACUGGAGUGGCUUUCCAUGUUCCUACCCCCAAUGCGUCUGUCGUGGAUCUGAUAUGUCGCCUGGAGAAAGCUGCCAAGUAUGAAGACAUCAAGAAGGUGGUGAAGCAGGCAUCUGAGGGCCCACUGAAGGGCAUCCUGGGCUACACUGAGGACCAGGUUGUCUCCUGCAACUUCAACAGUGACUCCCACUCUUCCAUCUUUGGUGCUGGGGCUGGCUCCUGGCAUGACAAUGAAUUCGUCUACAGCAACAGGGUGGUGGACCUCAUGGCCUACAUGGCCUCCAGGACCAUCCACCCCCAGCAAGGACUUGAGCAAGAGAGAGGCCCUGGCUGCUGAGCAGUCCCUGUCCAACAACCCCCACACUGGUCAUCUCCCUCACAGUUUCCAUCCCAGACCCCCAGAAUAAAGUAAGGAGGAGCCUAAGGAGCCCUGCUCUCUUGAAUACCAUCAAUAAAGUUCACUACACCC
This is a messenger RNA of Mesocricetus auratus (golden hamster), 1146 nucleotides long. Its product is annotated as glyceraldehyde-3-phosphate dehydrogenase-like. The transcript has a single exon. The record is from RefSeq and is a predicted model, not a curated record. Bases 1 to 1014 code for a protein of 337 amino acids. Gene Ontology annotation, molecular function: oxidoreductase activity, acting on the aldehyde or oxo group of donors, NAD or NADP as acceptor; NAD binding. NCBI's taxonomy places the organism in Eukaryota, Metazoa, Chordata, Mammalia, Rodentia, Cricetidae.